AUGCCGUUCUUGGGUAGCACCGCACAAUCUGCGUCGAACUUCUUCACGUUGCCGUUCAGAAAGAAGAAACAAAGGUACACUAUCAACCCACCCGAGGAAUCAUACAAUGUCAUCUAUCUGGGCAACGUGCUGACGAUUAUGGCACGUGGAGAAAAUUGCUAUGAGAAACCGUUGUCGCUGAUUUGGAAAGCAUAUUGUUCACGGGCACGCAGCGAUUUGGGAAUGAAUUUGGAGAUUACUCGUUCUGGAUUAAAAGCAGAAACAAAACAACAAGGACUUACUGAAUACUGGGCUCAUCGUAUCACAUUCAGCGGUGCUCCACCAGAGUAUCCGAAAGUUUUCUGCUGGAUUUACAAACACGACGGAAAGAGACUAAAACCAGAACUUCGUUGUCAUGCAGUUCUUUGCAAGAAGAGCGCUGAGCCAGGAAUCAUUAACACACGUCUACAGGCUUUCUUGCAUGCUGCUCUUCAGGAAUACAAACGUGAGAAGCUCUCUGCUCAGAAUGCUCGUCUAACAGGAUCAGCCGGAUGUCCGCGUCGCAAGCUCAUCCUUCAGACUGGAACCCUCAAUUUCCGUCCACCAGUCAGUCGAUCAAAGUCAGCUCCACGUCUGGGAAGUAUUGACGAAGAACAAGAAGAGGAUGAGGAGCAAUUUGGUUCUGAUGACAAUGAAUCAGUCUGCUAUCGUGCUGCUCCGGAUGUCGACUCCAAUUCGUCGUUCCAAGUCAGCGACGCCUACAAGUCAGACGCCGGGCCAAGCAGUUCAUCAACCACAGGAGCAAGUUCUGUUUGUUCGGACGACGAGAGAGCAACUCUUCGCUUGCCAAGAACUGAUCCAGAUAGUCUUUCGGAAGAGAGCGGAUAUCACGAGGAAGGUAAACUUGCACGUGAAUCAAGCGAAGAGAUCUACGCAUCCGACAACGAUCUGGUUAUCCUCGAAGAAGAUUACGAGGACGAUGAGGAGGUCGAGCAAGUGACGUCGCUCUGA
Molecule: messenger RNA, 990 nt
Organism: Caenorhabditis remanei
Lineage: Eukaryota; Metazoa; Nematoda; Chromadorea; Rhabditida; Rhabditidae
Exons: 5
Coding region: 1-990 (329 amino acids)
Source: RefSeq, a predicted model, not a curated record